AUGUGGCGCCACCUAUUCGUACCUAGUAUUUUGUUCCUUCACUGUUCAGCGGACGCUUACUUUGACACACCAUCUGGCGGCUUUCGACCCUUCGGGCCUGGCUACAACUAUGGAUCCUAUCCCCAAGACUUCUCCAUUGUGGGACCACCGCUUGAAGCAAUACACGACAGUCAAUCGCCUUCUACUGGUCUAGCCGUGGACGCGAACCACAGCCUCUACCUCACAUACCCUCGCAACGCUGGUCAGACGCCUAGUAACGUCGUCAUCUGCACUUCAUUCAAUGAUGAAAAGCCCUGGCCGACUGCGGAGAUACAAAAUUGCACCACAGGCCAGGACCCUAGCACGUGCUUCAUCAACGUUCAGAAUGUCGUCCGCGAUGACAAGGGUCGUCUUUGGGUCGUGGACAAUGGCAUUGCUGCCGGCGCACCUGCAGGAUCUGAUGCCGUCUAUGGUGGUGCAAAACUCAUGAGCUUCAACGAGACUACGGCGGAGCACAUCAAGACGUACAAGAUACCUAAAGACCUCCUUGCACAUGAAAUGAACAUGAAUGACAUGAAAGUCAACACGACCCUUGGCGGAAGAGGUGGCUAUGCUUUCAUCACAGAUGCUAGUACGAACAGCUCGCUCGUAGCGAUUGACCUCGAAAAUGGCAGUGGAGUGCGCAGGUUGUUCAACACUAGCGUUGUGAGAGCGGAUGAGAACUGCAUUGCUAACACGAACAAAGCAUCGGGCAACUUUUACUGGGGCGUUCUCGCAUCGCGCCGCUUCUAUUACAUUUCCCAAGAAACACUCGUCAACACCAACUUGACGGAUGCGCAAGUCCUCGCAGCUGUCCAGAACCCUGGUCAAGUCGGCUCAGAGCAAGCUGGUUUCACAUCCGACGACCGUGGUCGCGUUUAUGUUGCAGCCAGCGAACAAAACGCCAUUUACUACGUCGACACACUCAAGAGCGAGCAGAACAUGACUGUCAAUGGUAACGCGCCUGGAGGCACCGGGCUCAUUCCAGCAGAAGACUAUGUCGUGAAGACGCUUGUGAGGAAUGCCAUGAUCCAGCAUGCAGACUCGAUGGCGAUUCUGGACGGGUGGUUGUACUUCAACACGAACCAGCUGACUCUGGGCCCGCAAUUUCAAUACAACAAUGUUGACAAGCGCAGAGGGCCGUUUCGAAGCUUUAAAGUUUGGAUUGGCAGAGGACAAGCUGUAGGAUAA
Molecule: messenger RNA, 1209 nt
Organism: Parastagonospora nodorum SN15
Lineage: Eukaryota; Fungi; Ascomycota; Dothideomycetes; Pleosporales; Phaeosphaeriaceae
Exons: 2
Coding region: 1-1209 (402 amino acids)
Source: RefSeq, a predicted model, not a curated record